Messenger RNA from Daldinia loculata, 1115 nucleotides. RefSeq lists its product as uncharacterized. The record is from RefSeq and is a predicted model, not a curated record. The transcript has a single exon. The coding region runs from base 276 to 1037 and encodes 253 amino acids. Lineage: Eukaryota; Fungi; Ascomycota; Sordariomycetes; Xylariales; Hypoxylaceae.
AGAUGGUGAGAAUUGGACGCUUUACCACGAGUGAGUGCUUCUGGCAAUAGUACUAGCAGCGGUUUUUAAGAACAGUUUAAUUAACAAUUCACCCCUUCCAAUUUAGAUAUCUGAAUGGAGGAUCCCUGGAAUAUUUAAUACGUAAAUACAACGACGGUGGCUGGGUAAUUCCGGAGAUAUUUAUUUGGCAUGUUGCCGCCGAAUUAAGCAAAGCAUUGGCAUAUUUGUACUAUGGCUGGACUCCAGUGAAUCGCUGCAGAGUCAGUGGCUGGACUAUGGCUUACCACCGGGCUAUAACGCCAAGUAAUAUUCUCCUCGAAUACUCAGGGAGGAAUCCGGGCGCUGCACCUAGAGCCGGCAUUGAAUCAAAUGCUUUCCCCCGGGUUGUACUAUCUAACCUUUCGCACUCGGCCAUAGAAGAUGACGACGAUGCUUGGCUAAAGCCAGGCCUUCAUGCAAAUGAGGCACAUCCGAAUGAAUGGGAGGACGUCUACCAUCUUGGUUGCGUGUUACGCCUUAUGUGCAUGACCCAUAUUCGGCUCGGGGAGGGUUUAAUAGCUCACCAGCAUGUGAAAAACGAGCGGGGCGAACAUGCCUGGAGCCAUCGGCCAGACAGCAGGUUCCUCGAUGAUGUUAACAUAACGCCUGCGCUAUCUCACCCUGCAGGUCCAGGCUAUUCCGACUUUCUUAUGGAUAUCUUGGGUACAUUUGAAUGGGACGGUCAAAGAGACAACGAUAUUGUCUCAGAGCCAUAUAGGGAGGAUGCGGUUCCUAGUAUUGAUUGGGUAGUAGAUACGUUGCUGCCCCGGGCAGAGAUCCAGGUCGAAUCUUUUAGACAGGGACGCAAACCCAAGGAUCACUUUACCAAUGUUGAUGUAUCGUGGACGAGGCCAUGUGGCCCUUUAGUGCCGAUUUUGUUUAAUGAUGAAGAAGAAAACAUCCUCGACCGUACGGAGUAUCUACUAAAGACAAAAAGGGAUUUUAUGGAAAACUGCGAGUUACAAUUCCCAUUGCCUAAGUACCGCGAAAUGGAUUGAUCAAUGUUUAUUGUAUAGUUGGGUAGUUGGGAGGUAUUGGGUAUGGGUUAUAUAGAAAGGAGUAUUGUGGAGAUGAAC